Scatophagus argus is the source of this 4496-nucleotide messenger RNA. It is a transcript of the gene tmx3b, whose product is annotated as thioredoxin related transmembrane protein 3b. Gene Ontology annotation, cellular component: endoplasmic reticulum. Gene Ontology annotation, biological process: peptidyl-cysteine oxidation. Lineage: Eukaryota; Metazoa; Chordata; Actinopteri; Scatophagidae. The record is from RefSeq and is a predicted model, not a curated record. Bases 43 to 1479 code for a protein of 478 amino acids. The transcript is spliced from 16 exons. Gene Ontology annotation, molecular function: protein disulfide isomerase activity.
AGCUGUUGGCGCCUGACGCCAGGAGGCUGCGUGUCCCAGCGCAUGCGCAUAGGGCCCCGAUUUAGCAGCUGUAUUUCCUGCUUGCUGUUUCCAGUCGAAGCGAUGGCAGAAGUGAAAGCUCGCCUGUUUUGUGGAGUUGCGGUGGCUUUCCUAAGUUCAGCGGUGCUUGCAUUUGUUGAAGAUCUAGAUGACACAUUUAAGGACACCAGAGUAAAUGACAUCUGGUUGGUUGAUUUCUAUGCACCUUGGUGCGGCUACUGUAAAAAACUAGAACCAAUAUGGCACGAGGUGGGAGCUGAGCUGAAGCGCUCCGGGUCGCCAGUCCGCGUGGGAAAGAUGGAUGCCACUGCUUACUCUGGAAUGGCAUCAGAGUUCGGUGUUCGUGGUUACCCCACAAUAAAGCUGUUGAAGGGUGAUCUUGCCUAUAAUUACAAGGGACCAAGGACAAAAGAUGACAUCAUAGAGUUUGCCAACAGGGUGGCAGGGCCAGCCGUCCGGGCACUUCCCAGCAAGCAGAUGUUUGAGCACAUGAUGAAACGACAUGAUGUGCUUUUUGUGUAUGUCGGUGGGGAGUCUCCUCUCAAAGAGAAGUACAACGACGCAGCCUCUGAGCUUAUUGUCUACACUUACUUCUUCUCAGCUUCAGAGGAAGUCUUUCCAGAGUCAGUAACUUUGCCAGAGCUUCCUGCGGUUGUGGUGUUCAAAGACGGAGGCUACUUUACCUACGAUGAGUAUGAAGAUGCCAGUUUGUCAUCAUGGGUGAACAAAGAGCGCUUCCAAGGAUACCUACAGAUUGAUGGCUUUACACUGUAUGAGCUUGGAGAAACAGGCAAAUUGGUGGCGAUUGCAGUCAUAGAUGAGAAGGACCCCACAGAGGAGAGUGGCAGAUUAAAGAACCAGAUUCAGACGGUGGCGAAGGAAUACAGAGAGCAUUUUAGCAGAGACUUCCAGUUUGGCCACAUGGAUGGGAAUGACUACAUUAACAGCCUCAUUAUGGGUGAGGUGUCGGUGCCAUCCGUUAUCAUCCUCAACACAUCCAACGAGCAGUACUUCCUGCCCAGUGAGCCGAUUGAGACCAUGGAGCAGCUGGUCCAAUUCAUCAACAGUGUUUUGAACGGUUCUGCACAGGCAUAUGGAGGUGAUGGCUUCAUUCAGAGGAUCAAACGUGUGGCCUUUGAUGCCAAAUCCACCAUUAUGUCAGUGUUUCGCAGCUCUCCAUUGCUGGGCUGCUUCCUGUUUGGCCUACCGCUGGGUGUAAUUAGCCUGAUGUGCUAUGGCAUCUGCACAGCUGAGUCGGAUGACAGUUCAGAUGACAUCGAUGCGCUCAAGAGGGAGGGCCUGACUGACGAAGAGGAGGAGGAGGACGAGGACGAGGAGGAGGAGAAGCAACGCACCGCUGAAUUGGAAGGCCCUGAAGAGGGUGAGAAUGAGGAAGAUGAUGCUGGAGAGAAGGAUCCUGAAGAGAAGAAAACCGAUUAACACAGGGGUUCCCAUUGGAUAGAGGAUGAUAGGUCUAGUGAAAUACAGUGACAUGAAACUCAAAGACAUAUCAAUGUAUUACUGUUCUGCUUCUUUGUCUUUCAAAUCACUUCCCCUCAAAGCCCCUCCAGCACAGACUGUUCUCCCAUCUUUGAUUUCUGUAUGUCAGUUUGUAAGGUCAGCUGCUCAGCGAAGCCAGUGACUCAUGUUUAAAACUAACAGCCCUUUUAAUAAUGGAGUGUAAACACAUAAUGUUCGAGAGAAGAAGCGAUGGCUGUAAACCAAACAUACCACAUAUUUAUUAUGAUUCGACCAACCAGUGGUUUAUUCUAUGUGAUGUGUGACAUUGUUAGGCUGUUGUUUUGCAACUACUGAAAUACCCUUAUUAUUAUAUCUUCUUUUUUGUUAUCAUAUGCCCGUCGCUUCUAUUUUAUCUUUUUCUAGUUUACCAAGAUAUUCUAUAGUAGUAGAUACAGUAGAUAGUAAAUGAAUCUUGCCUUCAAACUAAUUACAACAAGAAAACAUUGAAAGUUUGUUAAACCCGACCCAAAGUGUUGGCUUUUCAUGUAUCAUGACUGAGAAGAGUAGAAAGUAAAGGAAGUGCCCAAAAAAGGAGAAUCUGCCAUAAAUGAAUUGCGCUUUAUCUGUUGUAUGUUAUUGCCUGAAAAUAUUUUUCUCCAAGGGAUGCAAAAUGCAGAGCAUCAUAACUAAUUUCUCAUGCCUAUGAGUGUUCAUUUAUGCAGAGUUGGUGGAAAGAAAGCUGGAAUGGUAAUCGCUAUCAGUCUGUCUGAAACUGGUAUAUGUUCAAAUGCAUAUUUUUUUUCAACUCAACACGACCAACCAGCUAGAAAUUCCUGCUAUAGAUGGCUUGUACCUGUACAGCAGACACCCAUAACAUGCAUCAGUAGUUCCUGCAGCUUUUAACAACUCCUAUUCCUCAGAUAGACCAGCUCUAUCUGUUUCCAUAUUUCAAUCUGUCCUUCAUCACUGGUUGCUAUAUUGAAUUCAUUGGGCUGGUUGAAGUUUACAUCCCGAUGCACUGAGAAGUACGUGAAGCAUACAAAAUAUUAGAACAGUCUUCCUGUUUUUCAGCCCCCCACCAAACACACACACACAUACACUUUUUUUUUUGUUAAACUCCACUUCUCAAGGCAAUGAAAUCCAUCUCUAGUCUAUUUUCAUACCCUUGUGACUAAAGUCUAUAUAAUAGCUGAAAUCAAGUUGGGGUUAUGGCUUCUGCUUGGAUUCAGGUUGCCAGCAUAUUUCAUGAAAAAAACAAGUGUUCCUAAAAUCUAGUGCACACAGUGUAAUACCAUUUUUAUGAAAAAUGCACAGUACCUCCUUGGAUUUAGGGCCCAGUGUUGCCUCUGUGGCGGUGGGGCAUGUUAAAGCAGCUGAAAACAUUUUUCAUUAUCUUUAACAUCUGUAACUAAAUAUUUCUCACAAAAGAAGGAAACACAUGAGGUAAAAUGCAUAAUUAUCAAAACUCAAAAAACUCAGGGUGCGAAGUGAAGAUUUGAUUGACAGUAGUGUUUCUUGAUUAAUGCUUGGAAGUACCUGACAUCACCUUUUCAGCAAUACCCCCCACUUUAAAGGACAAAAGCACAGGCAAAACACAAAUACUCUAUGGAAAUAUCUUGUUGAAUAAUCAGGAUAGUUCUGCAUUUGGCAGAACUGUUUAAUCAUGUUCAUUUGUAGAAAUUUGCUUUUUCACUUUCUUGUGCGGAGUUGUAAAUUGAUACCUCUGUCAUGUCUGAAGGUCAAAUGUGAGGUUAGUGCUACCAGCUGGUUAGCUUAGCUUAGCACAAAUAUUGGAAUUGCGGGAAAACAGCAAGCCUAGUUCUUUCAAAUGAUAUUAAAAUCCACCUGCAAGCAACUAUGAAGCAAACCUGUUUACACUGCUUCUAGUCUUUAUGCUAAGCUAAGCUAAUCAGACAGAGUGGCAUCAAUCUUCUCAUCUAACACUUAGGGGAGGGGGGGUAUAUUAGCAUUCUUCCUGAAAUGUGACACUGUUCCUUUUACAGGGCUACACUGGAUGAUUAUUUGCUCUACAUUUGUUUUAUUCAUCUGAAAUAUUCAUGCAUUAUAUUCAACACGCAGUUCAGCAAAGCAAUUAUAAGUUUGAAAUGAGCAAUGAAAGUUUCGCUAACAGGCUUUUCUCUCAAAGGGACUUCAACAUAUGGUAAUGAAUGAGUAUCAAGUUCAUUGCUGAACUUGGGAGUGACAAAGUAAUCUUAACUCGGGGACCACAUGCUGACUUUUUGUGGAGCUGUGAGUUAGAUUUUAUGUGAUGAUAACUGAACCAAUGUCCAGUGUGUGGGAUAUGGGGUAAUCUAUUGGUCCAAAUUUUGUUUUUGAUGCCUUAGUGUAAGCCUGUCAUAUUUACACAGGGAACAGGUCGUCUAUCAUGGCAUCCGCCAUGGUUCUACAGUAGCCUACAAUUAACAAACCAAACUGGUUGUAGAGGACCUUUCACUGGUUGUAGAGGACCUUUCACGUUUUUAGUAGCCACCAUAGAGCAGGGAGAGGUGAGGGGCGUUCUGCUGGUUGCAGUCAGCAGCCAUAUUGAUAGAUAGCACUACAUCCCACACACUGAACCUUGUACAUGAUAUCUUCAAACAGUGAUGAAUGCUUUGAGAAUUUGUUACUGUUAUUGUUAAGGUUAUCUCUAAUCUGCACACCCAUUUCAUAAUCAUUUUUGAAAGGUGUAACUGACUAAAAAGGUGGCUGCAGGGUUUAUUCGUUGCUCAUUUUAUUGUGCUUUUGUAUUUCUGUAAUUCUUGUACCUUAACUGAUUUGGGCACCUCAACCUAAGCACACCCGUUGUUUUUAAUACACAGAGAUUUUCUGUAUUAUUACUGUGAAACUGCACGAAAGGAAACCAUGCCCUCGCCUUGCCUUUGCUCUCUGUGGUUGCCUGCCAUUCUCUGCCAAACUUCCUCUUUGGGUUUGAAUUGAGAUCGUCACAAUUUAUUGCAGGUUCGAAAGAUUGAAAUAAAGAUUGUCCUCUUUUUUUU